Molecule: messenger RNA, 2585 nt
Organism: Phalacrocorax carbo (great cormorant)
Lineage: Eukaryota; Metazoa; Chordata; Aves; Suliformes; Phalacrocoracidae
Source: RefSeq, a predicted model, not a curated record
CGGCGUGCGGGGCCGCCCCGGCGGGACCCCGGAGCGGACCAGGACCCUGAUACGGCGGAUCGGGAUGACGGUGGAGAUCUUACAACCCAAAGAAAAUGUCAAGACGCAGUAGCCGGUUGCAAGCCAAGCAGCAGCAGCCGCUGUCAUGUCAAGAAGAGUCUCCACAAGAACUGCAGGCACCAGAACACCUCCAGCCCAGAAAAAAGAGAACAGCAGAGCAGGAGACUAAGAAAAGAGAAGAUGGAAAAAUUGCUAAAAAGCAUCAAUAUGAGAUUAAGAGUUGUUGGCCGCCCACGAUAACAGGAGGCAUCUCACCUUGCAUAAUUAUUGAAACACCUCACAAAGAAUCAGUAACCACUGACUUCUCAAGAUUCAAAAAAUAUAGGUUCAGAAACCUCUUCAUAAAUCCAUCACCUUUGCCAGAACUCAACUGGGGAAAUUCCAAAGAUGUCUGGCUCAACAUCCUGAAGAAGGAGAACAGAUACGCUCAUUGCAAACAUUUCACGUCGCUACAUUCUAGUUUGCAACCUCACAUGAGAUCGAUACUGUUAGACUGGCUCUUAGAGGUAUGUGAGGUGUAUGCACUCCACAGGGAAACCUUCUACCUAGCUCAAGACUUUUUUGAUAGAUUCAUGUUGACGCAAAAGAACAUUAACAAGAGCAUGCUUCAGCUCAUAGGAAUUACCUCAUUAUUCAUUGCCUCCAAACUUGAGGAAAUCUACGCUCCUAAAAUACAGGAAUUUGCUUAUGUCACUGAUGGUGCUUGCAGUGAAGAUGAUAUUGUAAGAAUGGAACUUAUUAUGUUAAAGGCUUUAAAAUGGGAACUCUGUCCAGUGACGAUCGUCUCGUGGCUGAACCUCUAUCUUCAAGUGGACGCUCUGAAGGAUGUUCCGAAAGUGCUGCUACCUCAGUAUUCUCAGGAAAAAUUCAUUCAGAUAGCGCAGCUCCUAGACCUGUGUAUUCUGGAUGUGAAUUCUUUGGACUUCCAGUACAGAACACUAGCUGCUGCAGCGCUCUGCCACUAUACCUCAAUUGAAGUAGUUAAGAAAGCUUCAGGCUUGGACUGGGACAGCAUUUCAGAGUGUGUAGAAUGGAUGGUUCCCUUUGCCAGCGUCGCGAAGAAGGUCCCUGCGAAGCUGAAGAACUUCAAGAAAGUUGCAGUAGAAGAUCGACAUAAUAUCCAAACGCACACAAAUUACUUGGACAUGCUGGAAGAAGUUAACAGUGGAGCACCAUCUACUGCCCCAGGUCAGUUAUCACCCAUCUCAACAGGAGGAAUAAUAACCCCUCCCAAAAGCACAGAGAAGAAAUGAUGUGGACAACCCACACCAUGGACAAUUUCAGACACAGGACCUGGUGCUUUGGAACAAGACCACACUGCAGGUGCCUCGUGUUCUUUACUGCUGCUCAAUGCGGGCAUCAAAUUGAGCAGCAGGUGGAAAUUGAGACCUGUGUCUUCCUAGAGACUUGAGAAAAGCUUCAGGCCAAGGGUGCCUCCAGGCUGCCACAGGAGCCUGAGCUACAUUGGUCUAUUCUCAGACACCUCUAACCAUUCCUAACUUAAGAAUUUCAGGAACUUUUAAAAAAUGGCUGAGUGGCAGUUUGUCCACUCAACUUACAUCCCCAACUCCCUUUAACUGGGGCUAGCCCUACAGGAGAACCUAAUGACAGCUUGUACAUAUUACCUCUUCUUGACUUGUUUUUCUUCUUUUCUUGGUAAGGUCAGUUAGUCACCCCUGUGUCCUGGCAUCCGGGGGUAAGCUGUUCACUCUUCUGAAACCACUCUGCCCUUGCAUUACAGCGUAGCCAGCCUGGUAUCAAAUUCUAGUGCCACAGGAGGCUGAGAAUUGAAGGUGGCCCUUCAGGGCCACCAUGAACUUCAGUUCUAGUGUAGCACUGACCUCAGGUAAGAGUACAAGCAACAAACACGCUCCUGAAGUGCCCCUAACUGGAAGCAGUCUGGUCCAUGAAGGAGGGGGUUCUCUCUUACAAGAUGCAGCCACCACCUCUCAACAAGACCAUGGGAGAAGAAGGGGAGGGGGUAUGGGGAGAAGCGAGCUGCUGGUACUCUACAACCACUCAUGUCAUAGGAACAGUAUUUUAAACUAACUGUGGAGCUGUAUUUUAUCAGUGUUUAUAAACAGCAUUAACUACUGUUUUCUCCUUGGAAUAUUUCACUACCUCUGUGUAUGAGGUGCUUCACUUCUGUGCUGAAGUGACAGUUCUGGGAAUGAUGGGUAUCAGCCCUCCUCCCUCUUUCAAGGUGCUCCUACCUGUGCCCCCAGCCAGGGACACGCUCUCUGUGACGUUAUGCUGUCCACAAAGCUGCACUAGAGCAUCAGGUGCCACUCCAUGCCCCAUUAAAGUCUCGCUAACCUCGCAAACUUGAAUGCAUGUCUUCUUCAAACAAGCCAUUGCAGAACUAGCUGAAGUUGCUUCCAGCCUUCUGUACAAUUUGUAAAAAUAAGGGGUUUAUUGUAAGAUUUCAUUUAUUUCUAAAAAGAAAGAUACUAGACUGUAAAUGUUGUAUAAAAAUUUAAAUGAAUUUAAAAAAUAAAGUCUUGACAGAUGUUUUUUCACUUCCA